ACAACAGUGUUUACUGUUUUCACCCCCCGCUUCUUGUCUUCUGACGUACUACACAAGGGACCGCCCCUCCCCUGUCUCUCAGUCACGCAGCAGCUACGUGUGAGUGUAAAAAAUAGAAACUUCCAAGAUGGCCGAGUCCGUAGGUUCCAUGCAUUUCUCAGCUAAUGGCAAAACAAAUCCCCCAAACCCCUUGGUACCCAAAAUACCGCCAGAGAGUCGACUACAGUCUUCCAAUGAUGUAUACCCUCCACCGCCAAAGAAAGUCCGAAUCGAGGAGAAGAGUUUGAAACACAAUAAAUUGAACGGGGACUUAGUGUGUGCAGGGGAAAAACACAACGGGAAGCAGAGUUAUGGAAGCCCAGCGAAAUGGAGUUUCGGCCCGGCCAAGCCGAGCAACUCCACCGCGCCAGCUCUCACACGAAAGAUCUUCAAGAUCAGCAACUUUCUCGCCUCUCCUGCGAAAGUGAAGAAACCGAAUGAGAAACGCCACAAGGAAAAGGAGAAGAGCGCUAAAACGCAGAGUUCACUCAUGGAGAAAGUGAACCCUGGGAGUUGCCAUACAAAGACGGAGAACGGUGAUACAGCGUGUGACCACAUUGGCAAAGAUGAGAGAGAGAAGAAAAAGGAGAGUGAUAAAGAGAGGGACAGGGAGAAGAAGAACCACCAAGUUAUGGUUUCGAAUGAGAGGGAGAAUGGAGAGGUGAAAUCUCCCCUGAACGAAUCAACAGAGAAGCCUAAAGUAAACUCUGAGGACGAGCUCCUCUUGAAAAAGCUAAAGAAAAAGAAAAAAAAGAAGCACAAAGACUGCGAGAGGGAAAGACGCAGCCGUCCCAAGAUGUACCACCGCUCCAGUCAGACGGUGUGUUCUGGUAUGUCUGUGGACCUGCCGGACCUGCUCAACACACCAGACAGGAGUAACUACAACACCAAUAACAGUUUCUUCCACACCUUCCCAAGUCCCCAUCAGGAUCCUUCCAGCACCACCACUACUACCUCCGUGUCCACCUCCACUACCUCCAUGGUCAGGGAGAGGUUGGGCUACGGCUCCCCCCUCCACAGUGCCCAGUCCCAGGGCAUGUCAGGGCUGGAGUUUGGCCGUCUGAUCCACGUGGAGCAGCAGGCCAACGGAGGAGCCUCAGUGGCCCACGCCUACUGCCAGCAGCUGGCUUGUCUCUCCCCGGCCGAGAUGCAGCGCUUCGCCCAGGAAUUUGUCACCCUGUCAUUCAGCGAGGACCAAGCUGAAGCGGCCCACUACGUCAUGGGCAUCAUCCAUGGAGCAGCCUCCUACCUACCAGACUUUCUGGACUACUUCUCCUACAAGUUCCCCAACGCGCCGGUCAAGAUGGAGGUGCUGGGGAAGAAGGAUAUAGAGACAACCACCAUGGCCAACUUCCACACUCAGGUGAAGCGUACCUACUCCCAGGGGACAUACCGUGCUGGGGCCAUGCGGCAGGUCAGCUUGGUGGGGGCCGUAGACGAGGAGGUGGGAGACUACUUCCCCGAGUUCAUCAACAUGCUGGAGGAAUCUCCCUUCCUAGAGCGUACCCUGCCCUGGGGCACGUUCUCCAGCCUGCGCCUGCGGAGCCCCACGGAGAGUGACGACGGACCCAUCAUGUGGGUCAGACCAGGGGAACAGAUGAUCCCUGUGGCUGACAUUCCAAAGUCCCCCUUCAAGAGAAAGAGGUCGACCAAUGAGAUCAAGAACCUGCAGUACCUGCCACGGGCAAGCGAGCCCAGGGAGAUGCUAUUUGAGGACCGGACCAGAGCCCACGCCGACCACAUCGGACAGGGCUUCGAGAGACAGACCACCGCUGCCGUGGGGGUGCUCAAGGCCGUGCGCUGCGGAGAGGGUGAUGCUCCUGCCAGGGUAACCAAAGACGUGGUGUGUUUCCACGCUGGAGAUUUCCCAGAGGUGGUCCAGAGGCUCCAGCUAGACCUGUACGAACCACCCCUCUCACAGUGUGUGCAGUGGAUAGAUGAUGCCAAGCUGAACCAGCUAAGGAGAGAGGGCAUCCGCUACGCCCGUAUCCAACUCUACCACGACGACAUCUACUUCAUCCCCAGGGGAGUGGUGCACCAGUUCAAGACUGUGUCUGCUGUCUGCAGCCUGGCCUGGCACAUCCGCCUCAGACAAUACCACCUGGACCAAGAGAGGGAGGAGGAGAGCUGUACUUCUACAAGGGCAACAAGUCAAGUCAUAGAGGAGGAGGAAGAAACAGAGGAGAGUGAGGAGGAGUGGGGGAAAGAGGACACUCUUACACAGCCACGGACGCAGGUGAAGACUGAGGAAAAGGAAGAGGGAGGAGAACGGACACCUGUACUGGAGCCGCCACUAGUUUGCAAGGAGGAAGACUACACCGAGGAAGAGAAGGGAGGGGAGAGAGGAGGCUGUACACCUACACUGACAUCACCUUUGGUCAAGGAGGAGAGAAUGGAAGGAAACCCACUCACAGAGACACUACUGGAAGUCAAGGAGAGAAAGGAGGUUGACGAGCAUCACAAGAUAGAAGAGAUGGAGAGAAAAGGAGCAAGAGAUGUCAGCACAUCCACACAGAUGGCACCACAAGUGCAGAUGGAGGGAGAGAGAGAUGGAGAAGAUAUGGAACACUCGAAGGCAUCACAGCAUGCUAGGAUAAAGAGAGAGGAGGAAGAAAGACACCACAGGACACCUCCACAAGUCCAGAAAGAAAGAGAGAGGGGAAAGAAUGGUAGCACAGCCACACAAACACCACCAGUCAAGAAAGGGAAGGGGAAAGAUUUGGAGAAAGAUGGAAAAGAGAGGGAGAAAGAGGAGAGGGUGAAAGAUAAGGAGAAAGUGGAGAGGAUGAAAGAGAAGGAGAAAGUAGAGAGGGUGAAGGAUAAAGAG
Messenger RNA from Oncorhynchus gorbuscha (pink salmon), 2866 nucleotides. Its product is annotated as lysine-specific demethylase RSBN1L-like. The annotation marks the transcript as partial. The transcript is spliced from 8 exons. The record is from RefSeq and is a predicted model, not a curated record. Lineage: Eukaryota; Metazoa; Chordata; Actinopteri; Salmoniformes; Salmonidae. Gene Ontology annotation, cellular component: nucleus.